GACGAUUACACCUUGAAUUUGCCGAAAUCGUCCUCAGCAACAGCGUAUACCUCAAGACCGUCAAGAUCAUGGUGCGAAGCAACCUCCGUUACGGGCUCAACAAGGGCCACCCUACCACUCCUAUCGCCCAGGUGCCGCGUCCCAGUCACCGCAAGGGUAUCCAAUCGACCAAGACCAAGUUUGUGCGGUCUGUUGUUCGGGAGGUUGCUGGAUUCUCGCCGUAUGAGCGACGAGUUAUGGAGUUGUUGCGAAACUCGAAGGAUAAAAAAGCAAGAAAGCUAACAAAGAAGCGGCUGGGGACGCUUCUGCGAUCGAAACGCAAGCUGGAGGAGUUGAGCAGCAUUAUCCAGGAGAGCAGACGGGCGCACUAAAAAGAUGUGGCUGGCAUCUAUAUGCAUUGGGAUUUCCGGGUCGAUGGAGAAUCGAAAGGAGCCUAUACAAUUGACCAUGCUAUAUGCCCCUUAUUGUAACGUUUCAUGCAUUGAAGACUAACACCAUGUUACGAUAUUCCGCGAUGGAGUGAGAGCUUCGGCACCGUCAGAUGUGGAUGGGGUGCAUCAUGUGGAUAUGUCUGAAUGGAGAGCUGGACAGA
Serpula lacrymans var. lacrymans S7.9 is the source of this 592-nucleotide messenger RNA. RefSeq lists its product as uncharacterized. Gene Ontology annotation, biological process: cytoplasmic translation. Gene Ontology annotation, cellular component: ribosome; cytosolic large ribosomal subunit. The transcript has 4 exons. The record is from RefSeq and is a predicted model, not a curated record. Gene Ontology annotation, molecular function: structural constituent of ribosome. NCBI's taxonomy places the organism in Eukaryota, Fungi, Basidiomycota, Agaricomycetes, Boletales, Serpulaceae. The coding region runs from base 69 to 371 and encodes 100 amino acids.